AGGAACUUCGACAGAAGUCCAUGAAGAAAGGAUCUGAUAUUCACUUCUCCCCAAGACUGGAGUCAUACUCUAUUCCAAAGAAGAGAGCUGCCGCCUCGGACUGGGAGACAAGUUCACCAAAAAGAGAGAAGAAAGAAAAUGCCAAAUCAGCAACAAGCCAAUCCAUGGAAUCCGACAAGAUGAGUAAAAUGGACAACAGGACGAAGAUGUCAGAAAUCACAAGGUCAAGCAAGGGACAGACAGACAACAGUGCUAAGGGGGCUUCCAAGAAGAUGAACAACUCCAAAUUUAAAUCGGCAAGCAGUAGGCAGUCUGGCAACGAAGAAGUACAAGAAGAAAGGAUCAUGAAGAAGCUCAACGGCCCUCUGACAUCAAGCAGACAGACAGACAACAGUGAUUCUGCGUUCUCCAACAAGAUGAACAACUCCAAGCCAAAACCAUCUAGCAGUAGGCAGUCUGGCAUCGAAGAAGUUCGAGAAGAAAGGAUUGUGAAAGAGCUCAACGACCCUUUGACGCUGGCAGUUGGCUAUUUCCUCUCACAGAGCAUUGCCUUCUUCGAGAAGAGGAAUUUGGUUCUUCAGAGUAGAACUCCUCUGAUCUCAGCACUGAAGAGAGAACUCGAUGGCUUGCUGAAGAGCUUGUUGGUCCAGUUUGUGAAGCCAAGUGUUGUCAUGGCUGCAACUGACCUGACCAAUAUUGACUUUCGUAGCGUGAAAAACCAGAAGGAUGAUGAUGAACUUGUGACAGGCAUGCAGGCCCAGGAAGUAGUUGACUCCUUGACUGAAGGACAGAAGAAAACCUUCUACUUGUCGGUCAGAAAGUAUUAUGAGGAUUCAUGCAGCUAUAUCAUAGCCAAGUUCCCUCUGCGCUCAGAGGUCCUUCUACAUGCGCAGGUAGCUGAUGUGAAGAUGAGGGAAGUUGUGAAGUUCUCUUCACUAAAGUUCUUUACGGACAAGUUUCCUUGCAUGAUCCUGACCAAAGAUGGAGAAGACAGAAGUCAAGCUGUGGACGCUGUGCAGGAUCAGUUUGUCACAUACCAGGUCACUGAACUAGCUUCAGAAAUCCUGGAGGAAUCUGCUCCUGACAAGCAGUGGGCCAUGUUGGCCAAGUGCAAGGAUUUGGUGAAUCAGCUCCUGUUUGACAGGCUUGCUAGAGCAAUGCUCGGCAUUCUGACCAUUCCUCACAGUAAUGCAGAGUGUGAGAGACUCUUUAGCCAAGUUAGAAAGAACAGAACCGACUUCCGUGGAUCCAUGAGCGAUGAUCUUCUGGACUCACUACUGGUCACCAAGUCGAGGCAACAUGGACCCUGUUAUUCUCAAGACUUCUCGGAUGCCUUCUUGAAGAAGGCAAAGUCGGCAACCUACAAGGCUCUGACCAGUUCAGCUACAAGUGAUUGACACACUCCAUGCAUUUUGUGUUCAGUAUUCUGUUCUGUUUGAUUUGUAGUCAUGUGAAGAAGCAAGUUGAAAUUGACACUUUUUUUAGCUGUUUCACUUUGUGCCAAGCAUGUUUUGAAACAUUUUUAUGUUUGGUGUUGAUUACAAGAGGUUCCUUUUAUGUUUGAUCUGUGCCAAAUUGCUUUGAUGUAUGUAUUCUAGU
Messenger RNA from Neoarius graeffei (lesser salmon catfish), 1599 nucleotides. RefSeq lists its product as uncharacterized. The coding region runs from base 21 to 1397 and encodes 458 amino acids. The transcript is spliced from 3 exons. Gene Ontology annotation, molecular function: protein dimerization activity. The record is from RefSeq and is a predicted model, not a curated record. Lineage: Eukaryota; Metazoa; Chordata; Actinopteri; Siluriformes; Ariidae.